Mycosarcoma maydis (corn smut) is the source of this 1056-nucleotide messenger RNA. RefSeq names its product tRNA 2'-phosphotransferase. The coding region runs from base 1 to 1056 and encodes 351 amino acids. The record is from RefSeq and is a predicted model, not a curated record. Gene Ontology annotation, biological process: tRNA splicing, via endonucleolytic cleavage and ligation. The transcript has a single exon. Gene Ontology annotation, molecular function: tRNA 2'-phosphotransferase activity. Lineage: Eukaryota; Fungi; Basidiomycota; Ustilaginomycetes; Ustilaginales.
AUGUCGACACAAGAGCCAGCCACCUCGUCCAGCUCAACGGACCCCGCCGUUAGCGACGUAAAGCUCGAACGAAAAGCUCGAAAGGAAGCACAAAAGGCGCUCAAGCUCCAACAAGCUGCGCAAAAGAAAAUCGCCAUCAAAGCGGAACAACCAUCAACCGCUUCCUCGUCCAUCAGCAAGUCGUCGAGUGCGAAUGCGAGUGCGAGUGCGAGUUCUAGCUCCAGUUCCAGUCUGAAAGCGCCACGAAAACCUCCAUCGAGCGACGAGCAACUCUCGCGAGCGCUCGCCUACAUCCUACGACACGGUGCCGAAAAGGAAGCACUCGAGAUUCGUGCCGACGGCUAUGUUUUGCUAGAGCAUGUGCUACAGCGACCCAGAGUCAAGAGUGUCACCAUCACGCUUCCUGACGGAAAAAAGACAAAGCCACGCUUGGAGGAUGUCAGGAGGAUUGUAGAGAGUAACGAGAAAAAGAGGUUUGAAUUGUCCCAGCAAAACUCAGCCGAGUGGUGGGUGAGAGCGGUUCAGGGACAUUCGUUGAAGAACGUCGUAGAGCUGCAACACGUCGCGCUGACGUUGGAGAAUCUGCACCUGUUGAAGCUGACACAUGACGAUCCACACAAUCACAGCCUCACAGAAGAGCACCAUCUGAAGACCAACCUCGAUGCCUUGCAGAUCGCCAGCGAGCAUCGCGUGCAAGUCAUCCACGGAACCUAUGCUCCAGCUUGGGACCUCAUCCUCGCAUCCGGCGGCUUGAAGCCCAUGACUCGCAAUCACAUCCACCUUGCCAAAGGCAAGUUUGGCCAACAGGGAGUCAUAUCCGGCAUGCGCAAAUCCGCCAACAGGCUCAUCUACAUCGACAUUGUCAAAGCCAUCACCGACGGCAUCCCGUUUUACCUCUCUUCCAACGGCGUCGUUCUCACCCCAGGUGACAACCAACAUCACAUGCUCGGCGUACAGUACUUUACCAAGGUAGAAGAUCAAAACGCGCAGCUCGUGUGGUCUCGACCGCCGUCGCCGUCGCCGUCGCCGUCGCCGUCGCCGUCGCCGACUGUAUAA